AAAAAUAAUCAAAAAGCCACAACAACAAGCAUUGGGGCUUUCGCUUUGGAAAAAUGUUUAUUUAAACCUUGUAUUUUUCAAUUUUUCAAAUUAUUUUGAUUAAUUUUCAUCAUUUAAAUUGAUAUUAAAACAUCCUCUAAUAAAAAAAAAUAUGGGGCCAAACGAGACAAUUUGUCGUAUUUGCUUGCAAAUAAUCGAGGAAGAGGAGCCCUAUUGUGUAUUAAGGAGCAACGAUGUCCUUUUGGAGGAUUUAGAGUUGAUUUCUCCGGUUACUUUCAAUAACCUGCAUUUGACUGAAGAACCGUCAAUAUGCGAUCUGUGCGAAAUAACCAUAAGAGAACUGGCCACUUUUCAAAAAUCCAUUGUCAGCAUCGAAGAAGAAUUGCAAAAAAACCCGCUAAACAAUGCAGAAACCACUUGCAGACUGUGUCUACAAAAAUUCGACUCUCUCACAACAUCUUGGAAGGAUUGCGAAGGGUUACUUUUACAAUGCAAUCUUCUUAUGCUUCUAAACAUUGAAGCCCCAAAAAAUGUUUGCCAGGGCUGCGUUGGCACCCUUGAAAACCUAAACGAUUUUUUGUUAAGGGCCUCAAAAAACGAAUCAGUGAUUGUGGCUCGUGCCAGCAAAACAGGCCUUCUGACAUCUGAAGAUUUAUUUUCUUUAUCAUCCAUGAAUGUAAAUCAUGUUGAAGAAUCACUACAUGUUACAAUCACCAAAAAACCAAACACUUAUCAAAAGAAAAAAUUGAAAUCCAACAACAUGCCUUCAACCAGCAAAGAAUUGUAUCAGGAAACACAACAAAUGGGACAAAAAUUUACAAAAAUUGACGCCAGUCCGGCUAGAAUUACUGAUUUUACUUUUGGCGAACACAUGGAAUAUGAUCCGAAUAAUGAAAUUCAAAAUCUUGACUUGGUUGAAUAUGAAAUUGAUGAUACUGAUACUCCAUCAGACAAUUUAGAAUCUACAUUGAUCAGGGACAAUAAUUCAGCUCAAGAACUUGUAGAUAUUUUAGAAGGCCAGGCAGAGCAAGAAAAUUAUGUUGUUACCAACAGAUCUACCAGAAAGCGGAAAGUAACUACUGAAGCUUCAAAAAUUAAAAAAAUAGCAAAAGAGGAAAAAGAAGUUUCUAAGCCUAUUGAAGUGACGAUUAUAAAAAGAACUAAAAAUAUUAAAAAAACAGAAUCUGAUAAAACUUGGCAUGAGCUUGUUGGAACGUCAAACAAAGAUGACACUUCUGUGGUGGAAUCUAAACAAGGAGCCGAUAUUAAGAUAUUAAGCCCCAAACGUGGAAGACCUAAAGUACCGGUGGUCAACAAUAGUAGCACAGUCUGGUUUUACUGCGACCUGUGCUCGUUCAAAACCUACUCCCAAAACAGUUUGGUGGCGCACCAGCUGAUCCACACCCUCAGAGGCCCGGACGCUCCGAACUUCCAUUGCGACUUGUGCAACUUCGAAACUCCUAGCGCAGAAAUGAUGAGAGCCCACAAAAGCAAACAUCCGGUCGCAAAUGUUACCUACAAGUGCAUUUUUUGCGACAAUAUGUUUAAAAGGAAGGUGACUUGUAUGUAUCAUACUUUAAAGCAUAAUGAUCAGGAUAUUGCCAGUCAGUUUUAUUGUAUGGUUUAUAAUGGUAGCACUGAAGAGGAGCUUUUCGAGUGUUACCAGUGUUUUUAUCAAGAUAGUGAAGAAUCUGCAAUGCCAGAUCAUGUCAUUGGGCACAAUGUUGAAACUGUUAAAACUUGUCUGGUAACAACCUACAAGUGCGACCAAUGCCUAUACAUCACCAAGGAUCAAGAAUUGCUGGAAAGGCACAAGACAAUGCACGAAGACGGAACAAAAAGGGGCAAAAAAAUAAUAGAAAAAGAAGAACCCAAAGAAGAAGUCAUUUACAAGUGCGACAAAUGUCCCUACAUGUCUAAAAACAAACGGAGCUUGUCCAAUCACAAGGGCCUCAAGCAUAACAGAAGCAUGCCGCCACCAAAAGCAUCUUCUUGGGUUAAAAAGGAAAAGGAUCGCCCAUUGUAUUAUUGCAACGAGUGCUCGUACAGCACUCCCCGCAAAGUCAAUUUGCCGCGUCACCAGCUGGUGCAUCGCACCAAGCAAAAUAUGGAGUUUUUGGAGUGUUCGCACUGCAUCUUUGAGACUAAGCAUCGCAGGAGCUACACUAGACAUUUGGAGUCUGUACACGGACUCAUCUCGUAAUAAUUAUGCUUUUUGUUUGUGUUAAGGUUUAAUAAAUAUUUGAUUUAAUCCAA
Messenger RNA from Ceutorhynchus assimilis (cabbage seed weevil), 2256 nucleotides. The record is from the annotation of a GenBank genome assembly. NCBI's taxonomy places the organism in Eukaryota, Metazoa, Arthropoda, Insecta, Coleoptera, Curculionidae.